Messenger RNA from Lathyrus oleraceus (garden pea), 1422 nucleotides. RefSeq lists its product as uncharacterized. The record is from RefSeq and is a predicted model, not a curated record. NCBI's taxonomy places the organism in Eukaryota, Viridiplantae, Streptophyta, Magnoliopsida, Fabales, Fabaceae. The transcript is spliced from 4 exons. The coding region runs from base 383 to 1090 and encodes 235 amino acids.
CAGCGUUGCCAACUGUCGGUGGACUGUCAACCCUCUCUUCUCUUCUGUUCCGCUCUUUCCUUCCUUCCUACUGUUUUCUCUCUCUAACUAUAUCUAUAUAUUUAUCUAUAUCUAUAUAUAUAUAUACUCCAUUUUUGAAGACAUCACAUGUUAGUGUAUCUCAGAGAGAGAGAGAGAGAGAUUUGAAUGCAACAGGUGAAAUUGCAGUGAGGCAGUUUCCCGGUAAAGGUAAUAUCCGUCUCUUAUGCUCUUUGUCCCCUCAUCGGAUCUUGAGUUCCUUCUUUUUACCUCAAAGGGUGAUUCCAUUCGUAAACCUAAUUUUGUAGUGUAGGUUGCUUUCAAUUUCUUUUUGUUUUAUUAGGAUUAGUUUUUAGGGUUUGGAAUGGAGGAUAUAAAUGUGAAAGAGGAGUGUGGUGGUGAAGUUGAUAUUGAAAGUGGAUUGGUAAUAAUUGAAGAUGAUUCUGGUAAUACUAAACAAGGAAGAACAUUGUUUGAAAAAAUUUAUACUGAUUUUGUUGGAGAUUCUGUAAAAGGAGAGUCGAAUAUGAGUGGAGUUUCCGUGGAUAUGGUGAAGGUGACAACAGAUAAGUUGUUGCCGGGGAAAGAGUCUGUGAAAAGUGUAGAGAGUUGUUUAGUUAAGGAGAAAAGGAAAAAGUCUGGUAACAAAAAGGCGGCGAAACCUCCGCGAGCUCCACGAGCGCCGUCGUUGGAUGCUGCUGACCAGAAGUUAAUUAGGGAGAUCACUCAACUUGCCAUGUUGAAGCGUGCGAGGGUAGAGCGGAUGAAGGCGUUGAAGAAGAUGAAAGCGGCUAAGUCGUUGUCGCCGACUCCCGGUAGUGGCGUGUUUUCGUUGGUUUUGACUGUUCUCUUCUGUAUUGUGAUCUUACUUCAAGGCAUGUCGUCGUCAUCUGGAAAGAGUUCGGUAGCAAGUUUCCAGGGGUCUCCUGUAUCUGCCGGAGGAGCCGAGGCCGGUCUUAUCGCAGUUCAACUUCAACACCACUUGAAUCCAUCUUCAAUUGAACAUCGUGCACCUUCUUUAGAGUCUCACAAAAUUGUACAUGGUUCAUAUUUGCCUAGAAAGCUGAGAUGAGAUGAAGAUUAGUACAGAUUUCCUGACAAAAGUGAAGAUGGUUUUAUGGCCUUGUCCUCGCGUGUAUUUCUAGAUAGAACAUUAUGACAGAAGUUGUUCCGUGUAGCCGACCCCUGAGAUAAGGCUUCUUGUCCCCCCAAAGUGUAUAGAUAUUACUCAAUGAUGGGGUGAAGUUAUAUUACCUUCUUUGAUUCCUUGAAGUUUAGGCUUGUAGAAAAUUUUGCUUUUGAAGCUUUAUAUGACUCUGUAAUUUGCAACCACCUAAUUAUUUUGUAUCAAUGUCUUUCUAUCAUUUACAAUUAUGGAGGAAAAGGUGAAAGCCUUUUAUGUAA